AUGAAGUCAAUGCAGCCGAGACUGAUCGCUGUAGCAAAGCUUGAAAAAUUGCUACCUGCUUCCUCAGAGAGGGGGGCCGCCGGCUCUCCGCUCGAAAGAGGCAGUGGCGGGCCAGCGGCAGGGGCGGGCCGAGGCCGUCAAGCCCGCCUGGUUGCCCCUUUCCCGUUUCCCCCGCCGUGUGCAGUGGCAGUGAGAGCAGGGGCAGUGUCCCCCCCCUCCCCCAGCACACACUUCGCGACAGCCUCCGCUGUUUUCAUUUCCCUCCCGCGUGAAUUUACGCAGGAAGCCGUCAAAAGGAAUGGCUGGGGCGAUCUUCUCACUCCUUUUCCCCUUCCCCUGCCCUGCACGACAGGGCAAAGAGCGGUCUUUCUUGGCUUGCCGCCCCCCCACCCCUGCCAUGAGCGGCAGGAACUGCUCAUUCGCUUCCUCCCCUCCUUCCCGUGGGGCCAAGCGGCACUGCAAAAGGGCAAAUGGGGCGGCAUUCGCCACUUUGAGACAGCUUUUACGCUGUGGGAGGUGCUUCGCUUGAAAUUUAAGCUUCUUAAGGCAUCAGUUUCUGGCGACUCUGGUGGUAUGGGUGAGGCAUCUGGAAAAUCCUCUUUGGACCGAAGCCCCCUUAUCCUGCCAGCAGAGGUCCAGAGGUAUCAGAGCCAAGAACCCUUGGAACAGAGUAUAUGUUUCAGGAGACCUUGUAGCAGAUGGUGAAACUAAAAAUGUUGAAAAAAGGAGGUGCCACCCUAGGAACUCCCAUUCAGAAAGAAACAAAAGGUUUACUGGAAAACCGAGUACCAGGAGGAGACCCAUCAAGAUAAGGUGGCCAAGCGAUCCACACCUCAGUUGACACCCUCGAAGAUCAUCAGGCACUAUCAUCCAUAUCUCAACCAUUCAUCAGUCAUAAGGAUCUAUAGAAAUUGGACAUUAACAUAUGAACUGAGAAAAGAACUCUUUUCAGCCUGGUCGGAGACACCCUUGAAUUUGAAUAGCUAGCCGGGAAACAAAGGGAAAUAUGGGGAAAUAUUGCCAAGGGCAGAAUAAAGUGUAUAAAAACUAAGCCCCGAACCGGGCAAAUUUGUGAACCGUAGGGGAGACAGCAGACUGCCAGGUUCUGUGUCUCACAGUUCACCCUUGGCAUUUUCCCGGGAAAAAGACUGUCAAGUGUCUCCGCUGUUUUUGGGUUUAUCGAAAUUCUGUGAUUCAAUCUUUAUUAAUAAACCAAAUUAUUAUUUUAA
Molecule: messenger RNA, 1229 nt
Organism: Prinia subflava (tawny-flanked prinia)
Lineage: Eukaryota; Metazoa; Chordata; Aves; Passeriformes; Cisticolidae
Exons: 4
Coding region: 1-705 (234 amino acids)
Source: RefSeq, a predicted model, not a curated record